AUGCAGCAUGCCACCGCCGAGCGCGAGCGGCGCGCUUCGUCUUCUGUGAACGACGCGCCCGCCCACAUAGCGCCUGCUGGGCCAGUCAACACGGGUGGCACCGCCGGCGAUGCCGAGCCGCGCCUCAUCAACGUCCUCGUCACGCCAAAACUCUCUUUUGCCCUCCGGCUGCAGCCUGGCUGGAAGCGGGCGUCCGACAUCGAGGAGGACGCGCUGCGGCUCGCCUUCCUCGCUCGCUUCCCCGUCAAGCUGCGCGCCGAGCACCUCACCUUCCGGUGCGCGACGCCAGCGGCCAGCCUCGAGACGGGCACGCUCGUCUACCGAAUCGGCGCCGCAGACGUGUCCGAGGACCGCGUGCUCCUCUCGGUGCUCUCGGAGCUCGACAAGUCCUACACGGCAAAGUUUGAGGCCGCCCUCGAGCGGGCGCGCGCCGACUGCCUGUCGGCCUCAAACUGCUUCCAGGUCGUGGCGGACGAGGAGCGAGACCAGCUGCGCGACCAGCUGCUGCGCGCGACAACCUCCUCCAAGCGAGCCGUCUCGGAGCUGCGGACCAACCUGGGAGGCCUCGCCGAAGAGAACGCAUCGCUGCGGCGUGCUGCGACUCAGACGGACGGCGCGCAGGACGAGGCGGCGGCGCGCGAGGAGAUGGCGCACUGGCAGCAGCAGCUCUCCGCGGUGAGCGAGUGGCUCAAGACGGGCGCGGCGCUACUUCAGGACGCGCCUGGCGUCUCGGCCUCGACGAGCGUUCCCUCCGGCUGA
This is a messenger RNA of Emiliania huxleyi CCMP1516, 759 nucleotides long. RefSeq lists its product as hypothetical. Lineage: Eukaryota; Haptophyta; Isochrysidales; Noelaerhabdaceae. The transcript has 5 exons. Bases 1 to 759 code for a protein of 252 amino acids. The record is from RefSeq and is a predicted model, not a curated record.